GAAAGCGACACCUGCAGUGCCUACAGCCUACCAAAUGUCAGAGCUCAGCUCAUUGCUGCACUGAGAACAUCAUAUACCAAUCGUUGGCGAGGGAGGUGCAACGGCACUUAAAAAGGUUUGUUUGAUAAAUAUUCAUCAUUUCCACCUGACUCCAGAUCACUGAACACAGAGGGACACUCAGCACUUAACAGCAGUUGUAUUCAGACGUGUGACUGAGAUGAACGUGAUUCAGUCCAUCCUCGUUCUCAUCGCUCUGCUCACGUUAACAGCAGGAGCAGAGGAGGUGAAAUUUGCUCAGGUGGGAGAUCGGGUUAUCCUUGAACCACCAGUGGGGACUGAUUCAAAAGUUCAUUAUAUAUACUGGAAGAAUUCUGACGACACUGACGUUGUUUGGAGCAAUCCCUUUGGCAGCAGGAUUACUAAAGAUCUGUUGUCUGACGGCUCACUGGUCAUCGACAAAAUAAAAGAUGAACACUUUAGGACUUUUAUCUGUGUGACUAAAUCUGGUGACAAAAUUCUGUUCACGCGCACAUAUAGAAUACUCAAAGUCAACGUGACUCUGAACCCACCCUCUCCUCUGCUGCCCGAGGAAACUCUGACUCUGAUCUGCAAUGUUGAGAGUCUUCAGGGUCAGAAGAAGCCUGAGAUUCACUGGCUGAAUCCUCAGAGUCGGCAAGUUGGAAGCAAAGGAUCAGCCACAGUGAAAGUCACAGGUCAACACAAUGGCCGGUGGACUUGUGUUGUGACAAAUAAUAAAAAAGAACACCAUGCCACUGUUUCUGUUACGGUUGUGGACCUCUCCCCAGCUCCUACAAGUCCACAAUAUACAUCUAAAUCCUGCCCCCUCACUAUCCCCUGUUCCAUUCACGUCUCCUGGGAUCAAAUCAAAGCUAAGGGGAUCCAGGAAGGAAACUGGCACUUCAUCCCUAAGCCAGGCUCGAGUCUCACUCCUCAUGGUUCACAGAGACUCUUCUCCCUCUCUCUGGAGGAUAAGCUGGCCUGGAAGGCAGACCAAAACAGAGGACUGACUACUGCAUCAGACCUUACAAAGGGAAAUCUGUCUUUGAUGAGAAAACAAGGGAGAGAAGACGACAGUGGAGACUAUGUAUGCUCCCUGAAUUUCAAAAACGGUCUUACUCUGAACAGGACUGUGCAAGUAAAGGUGCUGCAAAUCAUCUCCUCUCCAGGUACAGAGUUAAUUUCCGGCCAGCAGCUCAACCUGACUUGCGGCCUCGGCCAUCCGCUGCCCUCUGACCUGAAAUUGCGAUGGGUGCCGCCUGAACAAUCUUCGUCGUCUCUGACAUCUGACCGUCUCCCUGCCCAUCUCACCAUCCCGGAAGUGGGUUCAGAAGAUAGCGGAAAGUGGAGGUGUGAGCUGUGGCGGAACGACACGCGGCUGACGUCGGCUGACAUAACACUGAAGAUCGAACCCAGACUGAGUGUGUGGAUGAUCGUGAUUAUCUGUAGUAUCACGGCCAUUGUAAUCCUUCUCAUCCUCAUCUUCGUAUGCAUCGCCUACCGACGCAGACAACGGAGGAUGAGACACCUCGGUCACCGAAUCUGCCACUGCAAAACCCCCAAGCCUAAAGGAUUCUACAGAACAUAAUAUCUCCACAGAAAGACACUUUCAAGAGGACUUCGCAACUAAUUGAAUUUCUGUCCAGAUAAGAUGGAUUUUUCUGUCGUAUCUACGACACCGUGAACUCUGGUUCAGGUGUGUGUGUUAGAUGAGGCUCUAAAAGUUUGAAACAAAGUUCAGUCAUCAUUGAAAUGUCAGAUAAGACUUUGUUAUCGCAAUAAAUGUAUUUUACAGUUGUACAUACCAGUUCUUUGUAAUGUAAUCGACUUCUUUCCCAUUGUUGUUCCGUUUAAUCAUUUAAAAAUCAUUGUUUGUUAUUAUUACUUUAGUUGUUUAUAUUAUACUCUCUUUCAUUCACAUUUAUUGUCUUUUUUUCAUACUAUAUAAUGUAUAUAUUAUGACAUUCUCACAUGAUACUGCAUUGAAAAGCUUGGUUUUAUAAAUAUAUACAAAUA
This is a messenger RNA of Larimichthys crocea (large yellow croaker), 2034 nucleotides long. It is a transcript of the gene cd4-1, whose product is annotated as CD4-1 molecule. Bases 218 to 1606 code for a protein of 462 amino acids. The record is from RefSeq and is a predicted model, not a curated record. The transcript is spliced from 11 exons. NCBI's taxonomy places the organism in Eukaryota, Metazoa, Chordata, Actinopteri, Sciaenidae.